AUGCAACAGCGCCUCCGGGAGGCACGAAUACCUUUCGUCGAGCGUGAUCAAGCUCAUCGGAGGGCGAGACGGUUCGGUUCGCUUGGAAAGGGUAGUACAGAUGUUGGCGUAGUCACUGAGGUUAAGGAGGAGGAUCUGCUGCUUGUUCGUUGCAUUUCAUUUUGCGCGCCUCCUGCGCGCGCUACUCGGCGGAAGACCUGUCUUGGUACAGGUGCUGUCAUCGUUAUGGACAAGUCCACCGACCUCGUUGCUGCCAUUGCCCGUUUCGCACACUCCUACAAGUACGAGUGGUGUGGCCAGUGCACGCCCUGUCGCACCUGGAUGAUGGACAUGGUGGACAGGUUCAAGGAAGGCCGCGGACACCCACGCGAAUUCGACAUGCUCCUCUCUCCGAACAACUUGGAGGGCCGCACAAUCUGCGCCCUCGGCGACGCAGCAGGCUGGCUCAUCCAAGGCCUCACACGCCACUUCCGCCCGCCCGUCGAGGACCGCAUCUCCCAGUUUCGCACCACCAACGGACCCGUCAUGCUCGGUGGGUGGCUCACGGCGGAUGUGGACCCCUGGCUGGCGUUGCCGAAUAAUCGGUGCGAAUAUGAGAGAGGGAGCGUCGCUGCCGUCGUUGUAGUUUGGUAG
Peniophora sp. CBMAI 1063 is the source of this 633-nucleotide messenger RNA. The record is from the annotation of a GenBank genome assembly. NCBI's taxonomy places the organism in Eukaryota, Fungi, Basidiomycota, Agaricomycetes, Russulales, Peniophoraceae.